Didymella exigua CBS 183.55 is the source of this 3714-nucleotide messenger RNA. RefSeq lists its product as uncharacterized. Lineage: Eukaryota; Fungi; Ascomycota; Dothideomycetes; Pleosporales; Didymellaceae. The transcript has 3 exons. Gene Ontology annotation, molecular function: phosphatidylinositol binding. The record is from RefSeq and is a predicted model, not a curated record. Gene Ontology annotation, cellular component: intracellular membrane-bounded organelle. Bases 1 to 3714 code for a protein of 1237 amino acids.
AUGGCCCUGAAGCGCAGAGAUGUAGUCCUUGCCGCCGUCGCCCUGUUCGUGGCCUGGGGCUACCUCACCCACUGGCAGCCCAAGCUGCACUACCUGCCUUAUGCGUUCGUCGCCGGCGCACUCGCGACGCUGGCCGGAGGGGCCUGGCUGACGCUGUCCACGGCCUGGGGUGCCAGUGCCCGAGACGGGAAUCUGAGGCAGAGCGGGCGGGAUUAUGGAGCAAGACACGCAGCGUUCGUGCGCCCGGAGCGCUGGAAGAACGAGAUCGAGGCGCUCACCAAGCGCAACGAGUACAUGAUGGAGCCCUUGGACCCCUCCUCGUUUGUGGUCAGCGACAGCCUAGACGUCUUGAUCGGCCUGGUCCUGCGCGACUUCGUCAAGAGCUGGUACGGCAGCAUCAGCAAAAGCCCCACGUUCGUCAACGAAGUGGACAGGUGCAUGCGCGCGGCGCUGGGCGAGCUGCGCCACCGCAUUCUUACCGUCGACAUGGUCGAUAUGGUGGUCUCGCGGCUGAUUCCAGUUGUCACGGAGCAUCUGAGGGCGAGCUAUGAGGCGGAGCAGAGUGUCAGGGGUAGGAAGUUGAUGCGCAACGUUACAGAGAGUGAGGAGUUGGAUCUUGCGAUUGCAGCAAAGUACAAGGAGGGCAGACUGCAUCCUGCGGCCAGUCUCGCGUACUCGAAUACGAAGCCGAUCCAGCAGCAGCAUCUGCGCGGGCUGGUUGCGAGGAUCCUGCCGAAGCUUUUGCCGCCAGACAUGAUGACGAGUCCUGCGGUCAAUGUGCUUGUCAAGGAGCUGGUGGCGUGCGCGGUGCUGUCGCCGAUCAUGCAGAUGAUUGCGGAUCCGGAUAUGUGGAAUCAGCUCAUGGAGGGCUAUGGCCGCACCCUCCUCCAGGAACGGAAGACCGUCCGCAAAGUUCGCGCCGCCCUCGACCAGCAGACGCCUGCCUCGCCCAAGAUCCCUAGGAAUUUUCAGUUUCCCAAACUCGCGCCGGGCGACAAUGAACGCCGCUUCGAAAAGUUCAUACGCGCCAUCAGGCAGACAAAUACACUGGCAGACGCUCGCCGUUUUCGCAGCGAAAUCUCGAGUCAGCUGCGAAAGGACGCGCAAGUCGAUGGGCAGGACGCCGUGUAUCUGCGGCGCCUGGAGACGGCACGCAGUAUACUAGACCAGAAGGUCACGAACCUGAGUACUGGCGGCUCGGUUCGAGCUAAAGUAGCAGCUAAAGAGAAGCCAAAGCACAAGAGGACUUCGUCUCGAUUCGCCAACGCGUCUCUGCGAGAAGUGCUAUACGAUGCAUCUGGUCUUUCUUGCUUCAUGGAGUUCAUGGAUCAGGCAGAUUUGAUGCGUCUUGUACAAUUCUGGAUCGUCGUUGAUGGCUUCCGGAACCCGCUUGAGGAUGAGGUGGAUGACGAUGAGCCUCCAGCUCACAGUGGCCCACUGCCUGCUUGGACCGAGUCAGACCGCGCAGAUAUCGCCCAAAUUCAUGAUGGAUACCUGUCAAAGCCAGAGCUGAAGAUUCUCCCAGAAGCAAGGCAGGCAGUGUCCCAGUUCCUCAAGGCUGGACGAAAGGCCACGCCGCAGCACUACCAGGAUGCACGGCGUGCUCUACUCCGAGCUCAGACGGACGCGUACGAUCAACUUCAAGAGCCGUACUUUAGACGCUUCAAGAGGUCAAACCUGUACUACAAGUGGCUUGCGAUGGAUGAGGCCGCAAAUCCGAGCAGAACCAUUGCAACGCAGUCUAUCGCACAGACCUUGGACAAUCCAUCCGUGGCUGCUCCAGCAAUGCAAAGGUCGCAGUCAAAUCAGAGGCCUAUGCUCAAGCUACCAGCAGGGGACCUGCGCCGCGCAGUCGCAUCAUCCUCGGAUCUCAAGAGCCAGAGCAUCAUCAAAGACUUCGAGCCGCCGCUCAGACGAUCACUGGACGUGCAAUCCCCCAACGCCUUCCGUUCACCUUUGUUCGAUGACGAUUACGACACGGAUACAAUGAUGCAGUCAACAGCAAGCUUGGAUUCCGACUUCGGUCAAAACCAAGCCAACGGAAACAACAGCCAGGUAGUAGAUGCCAUGCACGCGGCAUUGACCGACAUCAUGGACGAACCUGAGGGCUCCAUAUUCUACGAUCCCAAUUUGAAGUCACCACAAGAUAACGACUCACAGAAAGCAUCGGUCGAUAUCCCGCGAGCCAUGUCACCUAGACCAGCGAUGCAGAAUAGGAAAGAAGGCGAAAAGCCGAGCAUAGCAUCCCUGGGGCUCGUCGGUGCACCUAGGACUCGCGGCGUGUUUAAUGACGAUCUCUUCGGCGACGAACAGAAGUUCCUCGAGGAUGAAGUCGAGGAUACGUCGCCCAACCCAAACAAGACAGACGCCGAGGACAUCCACGAAGCCGCACCCGGAGACUUGGGUCUUGCGGAGGCUAUCGAUGCAUUGACCGCAGAUAUCGAACGCCUGGUCACGCAGGAGUCGAUUGUGGACUCGCUGACGAGCAAGGCCGAGUUGACGAACAAUGCCGCGGAGCUGAGAAUAUUAAGGAAGAGUAAGGCAAGCUUGCAGAGAGAGAUUCAAAGGAAGGAACUACAACGUCAACAGUACAUCGUUCAGGAGAGUGAUAACAGUCUGUACGGCCGCGCUACGGUGUUUAUACAAUCCAUUAUGGUCGGUACAGAGGAGGAUGGAAAGGAGUACGCAAUGUACGUGAUCGAAGUCAAGCGCAAAGCAGGCGACCAGAUGCCUGCCGCCACAUGGGUCAUCUCGCGUCGAUACAGCGAAUUCCACGAACUGCACAAGAACCUGCGCUCCAAAUUUCCCCAAGUCCGGACCCUCGACUUCCCGCGUCGUCAAAUGAUGCUCAAGCUCCAAAAAGACUUUCUGCACAAACGCCGCAUCGGGCUGGAGAAAUACCUUCGCGAACUCCUGCAAAUCCCUUCAGUCUGUCGUUCACGCGAAUUGCGCUCGUUUCUGUCAGCGUCCGCCAUAAAUCCCGCAGACACCCUCAAGAACCCUGCCGAGACGAACGAUUUCGUCAGCAGGAUAUACAGCAGCGUGGCCGACGGCAUGGAAGAGUUCCUCGGCAACAUUCCCGUGCUGGACCAGCUCAGUGUCGCAGGCCAGAAUUUAAUCUCAGCAGCCACUACGCAACUCGCCGCAAGCCAUGCCAGCGACCCCAAUGUGCCUGGGUUCGAAGCAGGGCUCGGCAUCGGCGACGCAGAGGCAGAAGCCGAACUUCUCGCGUUCGAGAACAAAGAACUCGAACCCCUGGUGAAACCCAUCUGCGACCUCUUCCUCGAGGUAUUCAGUCUGAACGCGCAGAACAAUUGGCUAAGAGGACGGGCGGUGGUCGUCGUGCUGCACCAGCUCCUCGGUGGCACGAUCGAGCGCAAGAUCCGCGACCUGUUCACCACAUAUACAUCCGCCAAUGCUGUCGCGGGCUAUGUCGACAAAAUUGCCGACACGAUGUGGCCGGGCGGCCGCAUGAAAGUGGCUGAUCCCAACGCAGCACCAAGAAGUCAGAAGGAUAAGGAUAAGUCCAGACGCGAGGCGAAGGCUGUGCUAGAGACGCUGAUACCCGAGUUGGCGAGCAGUGUGGUGGGUAGGCAGAAUGCGGUCAUUGCCGCCAGGCGGCUGGAAGGGAUGAUCAACAACGAGCGUUUGGAUACGCAUUUGGUGUAUACAAUUAUGGAUGAGGUCUUAGGGGUGCUGUUCCCUGAUGCUUAG